Molecule: messenger RNA, 1288 nt
Organism: Erinaceus europaeus (western European hedgehog)
Lineage: Eukaryota; Metazoa; Chordata; Mammalia; Eulipotyphla; Erinaceidae
Product: S-phase kinase-associated protein 1-like
Exons: 1
Coding region: 723-1193 (156 amino acids)
Biological process (GO): SCF-dependent proteasomal ubiquitin-dependent protein catabolic process
Cellular component (GO): nucleus; cytoplasm
Molecular function (GO): cullin family protein binding
Source: RefSeq, a predicted model, not a curated record
UUCUGCCUCUGCUGUCACACUUCCCACAGCAUUUUAUUCACACCUUUAUUACUGAGCUUACUAUGACCUAGUAGAAUGUGUCUACAUGUCUCCAUCACCAGACCUGGCUCACUUUCUGGAAGAACAUUGCAGAACAUAGCCCUUGUCUACCCUCCCAUCUCUACCACAAGUACCUAGUUUUCUUUUACAUAUAUCUUUUUUGAGAGAGACAGGUGGGGUGGAGGAGGUAGUGUUUAGCUCUGUAAUAUGGAUGACAAUGCUAGGAACUGACAGAUUUCUUUCUGAACUUGCAGUUUUCCAGUUCUAUCUAGUUAUAAAUACACACACACACACACACACACACACACACACACACACACACACCCCUUUCUAGAUGGCAAAGAACUGACUUGGAAAGAAAGUGAAUCUUACAUUUACUGCUGCAAAGAGAGCUGUUAUAUUAGGCAAAUCUAUAUUUAAUUUUACAUAGUAAGAAAUUAAACUUUAUUCUUUGGUGCUAUGUUUUAUUAUUUUUUGGGGGGAGGGAGAUGUUACCUCUAACAAGUGGUAUUACCCAUCCUGAACAGUAUGAUCUUUAAGAUAAGGAUACCUGCCUUGGUAGUAGCCUUAUUCUUCGCCUUUCUCCUCUAGUCCUUUUUAAUGCCACUCUGUUUUUGUUAUCCUCUGGUCAUCAUGCUCCUGGAGAACCAACUUCAUGCCUUCAAUUAAGUUGUAGAGUUCUGAUGUAUAGACUACUUGGAGCUGAUGUGGAAAUUGCCAAGCAAUAUGUGACUAUCAAGAUCAUGUUGGAAGAUUUGGGAAUGGAUGAUGAAGGAGAUGAUGAUCCAAUUCCCCUACCAAACGUUAAUGCAGCAAUAUUAAAAAAGGUUAUUCAGUGUUGCACCCACCACAAGGAUGACACUCCUCCUCCUGAGGAUGAUGAGAAUAAAGAGAAGCAAACAGAUGAUAUCCCUGUUUGGGACCAAGAAUUCCUGAAAGUUGACCAAGGAACAUCUUUUGAACUUAUUCUGGCUGCAAAUUACUUAGACAUCAAAGGUCUGCUUGAUGUUACAUGCAAGUCUGUUGCCAGUAUUGUUGAGGGAGAGAAGGACCACCCAGAAACAGGAGUGGUUGCAGGUGUAGGUGGGUCCUUUGGCUUUAAAGGAGUUGAACCUUUGGGGGCAUACUCUCUCUCUCCUGGGACCACCAUGUGACCAUAAAGCCUGUAAGUGAAUCCUCUUCUCUUUUUCUAUCUCCUCUCUUUCUCUAACAUGUUUUGUUUUCAAUAAAAGUUUAAUUUACCUGAUAA